Molecule: messenger RNA, 894 nt
Organism: Trichoderma virens Gv29-8
Lineage: Eukaryota; Fungi; Ascomycota; Sordariomycetes; Hypocreales; Hypocreaceae
Exons: 1
Coding region: 1-894 (297 amino acids)
Biological process (GO): intra-Golgi vesicle-mediated transport; protein transport; Golgi organization
Cellular component (GO): membrane; COG complex
Source: RefSeq, a predicted model, not a curated record
AUGGCUAAUAUUCCCCCUCCGCUCUCUCUCCCAGCGCGCCCUAGUCGGCCAGCUUUGUCGACUUUCAACCUCCCCUCUUCCGACUCGUCAGAUGCCGAAGACGAUGUCCCCUUGCCAUUCCCGGCUGCCCUCCCCCGAACCGACUUCUUAGCAACCGAAUUUCAACCUGCAGAAUACCUAUCAGCUCUUCCCCAUCGCCACCAGACCCUAGAGGAUCUGCGCUCCGACCUUCGCGAGCGAACAGCAACAAUCAGCACCGAGCUCCUGGAGCUGGUCAACUCGAAUUACACGGCGUUUUUAUCAUUGGGCUCAGAGCUUCGAGGAGGCGAUGAGAAAGUAGAGGAUGUCAAAGUUUCCCUCCUUGGGUUUCGAAGAGCCGUCGAAGAAGUAAAGGAAAAAAUCUCAGAGCGCAGAAGAGACGCAGAGUCGCUUACGAAUGAAUUGCGAGAUGUACGAUCAGAUAUUGAGCAAGGACGGGCAAUGUUGGAAGUAUCGGAGCGACUAUCUACUCUAGAGGAAACGCUGGCAUUAGACAGCUUGCCCAAGAAGGAAGCUGCAGAGUGGGACGAUGAUAGUGAGGAGGAUGAAGAGCUUGAAGCAGAGGCCGUGGAAGGAUUGAUAGGAAGCCCCCCCUCACAACUACUGGCCUCGGCCCGUGAGUGUAGCCAGAUCGGGGCUCUGAUUGGAAAACUGGACGAGAAGAAUGCGUUUGUUGCCAAACUGAGAGCGCGGCUGAUGAAAUGCCGGAACACGCUUCUUCUGGACUUGAACAAUGCCCUCAAAGAAGCUCGAGCUGCCGGGACAAAAGGCCAGGGCCGAGUUUUGGGCUAUCUUGGUGUUUACAGGGUCCUUGAUGCGCAGGGUGACGCGGUCAAGGCUCUUCGCGGAAGAUGA